UAUGUAAUCUCUCAACAAACAUAAAUAUUUACCCAACAAUGACUCUGCUGGUACAGGAGAUACAUGUAUCAUGGACAUUACAGCCACACACCUGACCAGCUUUCCUGGGAAAAGUCAAGAUUGGUGCCCUUUGAGAAGGCUUUGUCAUGAUACUUGGACAUACGACCUCCAGCAAAGUUUCAUGAAUGCCAAUAAAGUGUUUUAGUAAAAAGGGAAUUUUGAGCAAUUGCAUGCAGAGAGAAAUUGAGAGUCGGGGAUGACACACAGUAAAUAUUGUAGCUGACAAUUUCGAGAGGAGCUGCUAUUCUGUAUUGGAGAUCUACAUAGCGAAGAUGGAGAAUUCAUGUGGAUAUAUCAUUUUAACAUUUAUGUUUAUUUCAUGUUACAUUUUUCAUUAUUGUACAGCAGUAACGUACACAGUAGUUGAAGAAGGCAAACCUAAUUCUGCUAUUGGUAACAUUGCUGUGGAUUUUAACUUUACCGUUUAUAUAAAUGAAGGAAGAUCAUUGAGAUUCAGUUUCCUGAACCAGGAUCAACCUCACGUGUCGUAUUUCAACAUUUCGGAAAAUACUGGUAUUUUGUACACUGUUGGAGUUCUUGAUCGAGAAAAUAUUUGUGAUCAGCCUGUGCAAUGUUCAGUCAUACUGGAAAUCGCAGUAACAGCAACAAAGAGUUCAUUUUUUGACAAAGUGAAGGUUAAUGUGACGAUUGAGGAUGUGAAUGACCAUGCUCCUAACUUUUCCAAACCGUUUGAAAUCAUUUCAUUUUCUGAAUCAUCAGUCAUAGGAACUUCAUUUACAGUUGACGGAGCUGUCGAUCCAGAUAGCUCUAAGUUUGCAGUGAAAUCCUAUAACAUCAGACCAACUGGUUUACCAUUUUCGACAAAGUUUAUCACAAAUCUUGAUGGAACUGCUAGCGUUCAAAUCAUAGUCAGUGGAGAGCUUGACCGAGAAAGUAAAGAUCAUUAUGAAAUUCAACUUCAUGCAGCAGACGGUGGAACUCCACCAUUAACUGGAAUUCUUCCUAUAAAUAUUACAAUCACAGAUGUAAACGACAAUUUCCCAGAAUUCACUAACAAAAUGUACAAUGCCUCUGUAGAGGAAGAUAUCUCGGUUAAUUCUACGAUUUUGCAUGUAACUGCGAAUGAUCUGGAUAUUGGAGACAACAGUAAAAUCAUAUACAGUUUCGCUGCCCACCAGCCUCAGGACAUCGAAUCAUUGUUCUCAAUUCAUCCCGAAACAGGUGAAAUCAAAACAAUAGGAAGGUUGGUUUACAGCCCAGGACAUCAAUAUCAAGUUAUUGUGGAGGCAAGCGAUUCUGGUGUGCCGCCGAAAACAACCCAGGCACUUGUGUAUGUACAUGUACAGGAUGUUAAUAAUAAUGCGCCAAAAAUAAAGCUGAAUUUACUGUCCUCGUCAAAAUUCGCUAAAAUUUCAGAACAUGCAGACAUUGGAGCUGUUGUUGCUUUGAUUGGAGUUACCGACGAUGAUGUCGGCUGGAACGGAAUUACCAACUGCACGUUAGAAAGCGAUACAUUUUCACUUCAAAAGUCAGACGUUAAUGAGUACAAAGUUAUUGUAACAAAGCCCUUAGAUCGUGAAAAGAAGUCUCUUUAUAAUGUCAGUGUGUUCUGCGAGGAUCUCGGAACUCCUCCAAUAAAUUCAACAAGCAGAUUUAAUGUUUCUGUCAUUGAUGAAAAUGACCAUGUUCCAAUAUUUUCACAGCAAAAUUAUAAAGUAACACUAAAUGAAAACAAUAAUUAUGGGGAUGUUAUUUUAACUGUGUCAGCUUUUGAUGCAGACAUAGGCAACAAUGCUAAAAUACAUUAUGAAUUAAGAAGUGAAUCAUGGACUGAUUUUAUCAUAGAGCCAACUGAUGGGACAAUUCGUGCAAUGAAACCCUUUGACAGGGAGGAUCAGGAUCUUUAUGAAUUUUUUGUGCUUGCAAUUGAUGGCGGCAAAGAGCCGCACACAUCUACUGCAACUGUAACUUUGACGAUCCUAGAUGAAAAUGACAACAGACCGAAUUUCGAGCUGGCACAUUACGAUUUUAAGGUUCCUGAAAAUCAUCCCCAGGAAAAGGUUGUCGGACAAGUUGUUGCUAUAGACAAAGACUCUGAAAAUAAUGGAAUUGUUACUUAUAAUAUUGCUGAAAAUUCUGAAAUUGCUUUGCCAUUUAAGCUGGACCCUAAUGGAUUCUUAAAAACUAAAAUUCCACUGGAUAGAGAAUUUGAGAACCGAUACGAUUUUACGAUUGUUGCAACUGAUCAAGGAUCCCCAAAAAGACUUAGCUCCUCUGUUAAUGUAAGUGUGUUUGUCAGUGAUACGAAUGAUAACGGACCUUUUUUUCGGGUACCCGACAAAUCUGGCCAUGUAGUUCAUGUAUCGGUGACAACUCCUGUAAACACACCGCUUUAUCUUAUCAAAGCUUUUGACGUUGAUGAAGGCAGAAAUGCUGAACUGAUAUACAAAAUUGAGGACCGCAAUGAUACAAAUAUUUUCGAUAUCAACGACAUGGGUCAAAUACUUGUUGCACGACCAAUAGAAAAGGGGGAGAUUAAUUUGUACAUGAUUGAAGUAGUUGUUUACGAUAGGGGAAGUCCACAAAAUUACGCAAAAACUAGACUAAUGAUGUCGGUUACAGCUGCUAACAAGACAACAACGUCUCCCGUCAAAGAAGGUUUACACAGCCAGAAUUUGCUUAUAGCCUUGACAGUUGUCAUAGUGACAGUGGUUCUGGCUGCAACUAUUGUGGUCACAAUAUGUGUGAUUCGUAGAAUGGAUAAGAAAAAGCAGGAAUUUUUUGGCGCCGAUUGUAAUAGUGAUCAUUCGUCUGAGGCAGAAGUGGCUCCUGGCUUGCAAAGUGAUGGACAAAAGGAUUUUUACUCUGGACCAAAUAACACAACUCACUUGGCUCCAGUUGUGUCACACAUGUCUCUAGAUAGAAGUUCUAUUACCAAAGAUUACAUCUACAAACCCAGAAUGAAUACGCCAACUCCAUCGGUGACCUCAGCCGUAGACCCUGCAGAUGUAGACAUGCAGAUUCAGGGUAACAGGGUAUCACAUGAUAACAGUGCACCAAGUGUCAACCGACUAGCAUCUCUACGGCUACACCAGGCUCUCAUACAGUCACAUGACAAACAGUGGACCAAUCAUAACGAUAGUGAGCAAAAUAAUGACAUGUACUUGUCAAGACCAGGGGCAGAGGACACACAUAGUCAGCUGUCAGAGGAUGGUGACAGUGGGCGUGGCGGCUCAGUCAGUGAUGGACAUAUGGGAAUCUCUCAAGAUGCAGAUGAUUUAAGGAUAAUGCAGUUACAGAACAUCGUCCGUCAGAGUGGGCGUCGAGGUACACCACCACACUUACAACGUCAAGACUUCGACAAUAAAUACCCGCAGAAACCCUCUAACCUUACACCUAGAGACAACCAGUCCAAUCUCACUCCUAGAGACAAUCACAUGAACCAGUCAAAUUCUAAUAGUCAGAGUGACCAGUCAUUUGAAAGUAGAAAAUUAAAUCCAUCGUAUUCUAGAUCAAAUACAGACCUUUAUAAUACUAAUAAUGAUAAAAAUUCAAACAUUCAAAGUUAUCCCUCAUACCAGGAAAAUAAUGGUACAACAAAAACUGUGACAUUUUGUAACAAUCCACAAAAAGUGAAAUCUGGUCCAGGAAUACAAAUGGGAUUAUCGUCGUUUUCCAGUCAACAUCAUCCACACAGUUCCCGACACAAGCCGCAUCGGCAACACUCGUUUGACACAUCUGACAAUUGCAGAUAUUCCCCAAAUUAUUCCAAGUCGGAGCAUAACAGGAUGUUUCCACAUAAUAAUAGACAAUUGGAUGAAACUAUGGACAGUAUUACAACAACAGCAUAUGAUGAUGAUGAUAAUACAACCACGUCAGGAAGUUAUACAAUAGAUAAUAAUGCUAAUGAAGACUUUAUGGAAUUAAAUGUUUCACAGUUGAAAGAUAUUUUUGUCUAAUGUAAAUAAUGAUGCAAGGGAGACUAGUACAGUUUGGCCAGUGAUUGAAUACUUACAUAUUGUCUCCCUUUGCUGUGGUCACUUGUUACUAUAAAGAAUUUUAAUUUUGUUUUAUCUUUACACAAUGAAUAUUUUCCUCAAUUCAGAUAGGCUGGGUUAGAAGUUAUGAUGCACAUUUUUACUCUUCCUGAAAUCACAAUAAACAUAGCCAUGUUUUAAUUGUUCAGAAAUGAAUUGGUAUACAGUAACAUGUACUAUUAAAGUAGUAUUGCUAUUAGUUUCAUCUGAGUGAAAAUUCUGAUAUUUUUUUUUGCAAUGACUAAAUGAGGAGAAAUCUUAUGCCCUUUUGUCAUUUAAAACUUUACUUGCCAAUUGUUGAGUUUUGUUGCAUUUUGUACACAUGGAUAAAAAAAAUACUUAGAUGAAAAA
This is a messenger RNA of Mercenaria mercenaria, 4409 nucleotides long. RefSeq names its product protocadherin-1-like. Gene Ontology annotation, molecular function: calcium ion binding. Gene Ontology annotation, cellular component: plasma membrane. The record is from RefSeq and is a predicted model, not a curated record. NCBI's taxonomy places the organism in Eukaryota, Metazoa, Mollusca, Bivalvia, Venerida, Veneridae. The transcript is spliced from 6 exons. Bases 333 to 3980 code for a protein of 1215 amino acids. Gene Ontology annotation, biological process: homophilic cell-cell adhesion.